GUGCAUAAACAACACCAUCUAUUGGACCAAUGGCUCCAUAUUUGAAACAGCCGAUAAUGCCACGAUUUCCUGUGGGGUGGACAUCGAAGCCGAGAUGACCCUGUUCGCUUAUUACUACGUUGGCAUCGGACUAGGUGUUUUGAUUGUUAGUUAUUUUCAGAUUGUUUUCUGGGUGUCAGCAGCUGCAAGGCAAACUCAGAGGAUCAGGAAAACCUAUUUCAGGAAGGUUAUGCAGAUGGAGAUCGGAUGGUUCGACUGCAACUCUGUAGGGGAACUGAACACGAGGAUUUCUGAUGACAUCAAUAAGAUCAACAACGCCAUCGCCGAUCAGGUGUCCAUUUUCAUCGAGAGGAUCUCAACGUUUGUUUUCGGCUUCAUGGUUGGAUUCAUCGGCGGGUGGAAGCUUACUUUGGUCGUCAUAGCGGUCAGCCCUCUCAUUGGCUUAGCUGCUGGACUCAUGGCGAUGGCUGUGGCCAGGCUAACAGGACGAGAGCUGUCGGCCUACGCAAAGGCAGGAGCAGUGGCGGACGAGGUCCUGUCGUCCAUCAGGACAGUCGCAGCUUUUGGAGGCGAGGAAAAAGAAGCUGAGAGGUAUGACAGAAACCUCAUCGAAGCGCAGAACUGGGGUGUUAAAAAGGGCUCAAUCAUAGGAGUGUUUCAAGGAUACCUGUGGUGCAUCAUCUUCCUGUGUUAUGCCUUGGCCUUUUGGUACGGGUCUAAACUAGUCAUUGACACCAAGGAGCUGACUCCAGGCAGCCUUAUUCAGGUUUUCUUUGGAGUGCUGAUGGCAGCCAUGAAUCUGGGCCAGGCCUCACCGUGUCUGGAGGCCUUCGCCACCGGUCGCGCAGCAGCAAAAACCAUUUUUGAGACAAUUGAUCGGGAACCAGAAAUCAAUUGUUUCUCAGAGGAUGGACAUAAAUUAGACAAAGUCAAGGGUGAUCUUGAGUUCAAUAAUGUCACCUUCUUCUACCCAUCUCGACCUGAGGUUAAGAUUUUAGACAACCUGAGCGUUCAGAUUAAAGCAGGAGAAACGACCGCUUUUGUUGGGCCGAGCGGAUCAGGAAAAAGCACCGCAAUCCAGCUCAUUCAAAGAUUUUAUGAUCCAAAGGAAGGAACGGUGUCUUUGGAUGGCCAUGACAUCCGCACAUUGAACAUCCAGUGGCUCCGCUCUCUGAUUGGUGUCGUGGAGCAGGAACCAGUGCUGUUUGCCACAACUAUCGCAGAUAAUAUACAAUAUGGCCGGCCUGAAGUAACGAUGAACCAAAUCAUCCAGGCAGCAAAAGAGGCCAACGCUUAUGACUUUAUUAUGGCACUCCCAAAGAAAUUUGCCACACUGGUGGGCGAAGGUGGAGGCCAGAUGAGUGGAGGACAGAAGCAGCGAAUUGCAAUCGCGCGAGCUCUCAUCAGAAACCCUAAAAUCCUGCUGCUGGACAUGGCCACAUCAGCCUUGGAUAACGAGAGUGAGGCUGUAGUCCAAGAAGCUCUGGACAAUGCACGGGCAGGGAGGACGACCAUCUCCAUUGCCCACCGCCUUUCCACAAUCAGAAACGCAGACGUGAUCGUUGGAUUUGAGCACGGACAGGCUGUGGAGAGAGGAACACACAGCGAGUUGCUGGAAAAGCAAGGCGUCUACUUCACUCUGGUGACCCUGCAGAACCAGGGUUCAUCCAACACAGCUAAGGUUGUGAGCAGUGAGCCUCCUGAGGAUGACUUUGAUCUAAAUGUGGAAAGUUUUAGACGAGGAAGCUUCAGAUCCAGUAAAAGGAGCUCUGUACGUCUGCGAUCUCAGAGCCAGCUGUCAAGUGACUUUGUCCCGGAUGCAUUGAGAGGAAGCCUCGGGAUCCCUACGAGCGUCCAAGUCACGGCAGAGAACACGGCUGAGGAUAGCCCGGAAGAAAACAAAGAGCGAGCUCCGGUAGCGCGCAUCCUGAAGUACAACCAGCCAGAAUGGCCGUACAUGCUGCUGGGAUCACUGGGAGCUGCAGUCAAUGGCUCUGUGAACCCGAUCUAUGCAGUCCUGUUCAGCCAGAUUCUUGGGACGUUUGCCAUUCAGGACGUGAAUCAGCAGCGGGAAGAGAUCAACGGCAUCUGCAUUCUGUUUUGUAUCGUGGCCGUGACCAGUUUCUUUUCACAGUUUCUGCAGGUUGUUUGUUGUUCUCUUUAAAGAAUAAUAAGAUAUUACACAGGCUAUAUAAGCUCAGAACAUGUAUACUUCCAGGUGAUGCCAUUUGUGUAAAAAAAAAAAAUGACAACCAUGUGCAUUAGUUUCUGCAAUUACACAAAAUAAACUCCCACUCACUGCUUUUGACAUGCCCUUAACACUUAAAAUGUCUUUUCACCCAUGAAAACAAAAGAGCAUACAUAUGUUAUGCUUACGACUCAUAC
Molecule: messenger RNA, 2385 nt
Organism: Fundulus heteroclitus (mummichog)
Lineage: Eukaryota; Metazoa; Chordata; Actinopteri; Cyprinodontiformes; Fundulidae
Gene: abcb11a
Product: ATP-binding cassette, sub-family B (MDR/TAP), member 11a
Exons: 16
Coding region: 95-2164 (689 amino acids)
Biological process (GO): transmembrane transport
Cellular component (GO): membrane
Molecular function (GO): ABC-type transporter activity; ATP binding; ATP hydrolysis activity
Source: RefSeq, a predicted model, not a curated record